UGUUGCAACAGGUUAUUUUUUUAGGUAUGGUUCAGGUUAUAUCUUAUCUUAAUUAUUGCAACAGGUAUUCCAAUUUGGAUCAGUACCUUUGAAGACUUACUUACCUGAUGGUGAUAUUGAUCUUACUGUUUUUGGCAUCAAUCAAACUUUGCCUGAAAUUUUCAUUUCUAAGAUUCAACAAAAAUUACAAAAUGAAAUCAACAAUGAGUUUGCUGAAUUUAGGGUUAAAGAGGUUCAAUUUAUCCAAGCAGAGGUGAAGAUCAUAAAAUGCUUGAUUGAAAAUUUUGUAAUUGACAUAUCUUUCAAUCGAUUGAGUGGUUUAAGUUCACUUUGUUUUUUUGAGGAGGUUGAUAAUUUGAUAGGAAAGAAUCAUAUAUUCAAGCAAAGUAUUAUUUUGGUAAAAGCCUGGUGUUACUAUGAGAGCCGCAUCCUCGGUUCUAACAGUGGACUAUUUUCGACCUAUGCGCUGAAAGUUUUAGUCUUGUACAUCUUUAAUCUUUAUGGAAAUGGAUUUGCUGGACCACUUGAGGUACUUUUUCGAUUUUUGGAGUUCUAUAGUAAAUUUGACUGGAAAAACUAUUGCAUUAGCUUGAGUGGACCAGUGCCUCUAAGCUCACUUCCUGCUGAUAUGACAGCCGAGUCUCCAAGAAAAGAUUGCCAAAGUCAAGACUUACUGCUCACACAGUGGUUUCUUAAUGCUUGUAUGUUCUAUUAUGGCAAUAUGCCGCGCAACCAGGGAAAUCAAUUUAUUUCCAAACAUAUCAACAUUAUAGAUCCUUUGCGUGUAGACAACAACCUGGGGCGUAGCAUCAGUAAAGCUAGCUUCUAUAGGAUAAGGAGUGCAUUUAGGCUUGGUGCUGAGAGGAUGGUGAGAUUGCUGAACUGCACGGAUGAGUAUCUAAUCGCUGAAUUUGAUUUCUUUUUCAAAAACACAUGGGAUAGACAUGGUAAUGGUUAUUGGAUUCAUGUAAGCAUUUAUAAUCUUUAUAUAAGAAAAGUUGGAAAGUUACCAUGUCAAGAAUCUGAGGAUGAGCCUGAUUGCCAAGAGCCUGAUAAUCAAUUAAAAGAAUCAAACCAAAGCUCUGAUGCACGUGUUGUUUCUCAAACUCAAACCUCAAGUCCGGAAUCUGCUCCUAUAUAUAGUGAGGCUCAAGAUCAGCAUUGCAAUGUUUUUGUAUCAGAAACAGAAAGUGAACUGGUCCAUUUUUCUUCUUCAAUGUCUGAUAGUAAGAUGGGAUCCAGUUCAAGAUCUGAAGUUCUAGACAAUCUAAGUUUUGGGCCGACUUCUUGUGAUUUGAGAAGUGAAGAUGCAUUUAAAUCAACAAAUCCUUCAAAUAUGGGACUGCAUAAGGAAGAGCCUGAUUGCGCAACUAUUACAGAAAGUAGCAGGACUCUCCAUGCACUGAUGGAUCAUUCUGUUGAUAAGGAAGAACACGGUGGUGUUGGGAAUAUGACUGAAAGUAGCAGGAGUUAUCUGGAAGCAGUAAAAGGUGCAAAGUCAAACAGCAAUGAGGCAAUGGGGCAGCAAGAGGAAGAGCAUCAUUUUGUGAGUACUGCCGAAAAUUGCAAGAACCUCAAUUACUUGGAUGCACUAUUGGGAAUGAAAAAAAGCCAUGCAUCUUUUUCACCACCACCGUCGCAACAAAAAAAGUCAUACUCUCUAGAUAAAGUCCAAUUUCCGGAACUGAAACCACCGUCUCCAACUGUCAAAAGGUCAAUAAAUGUGGGAAAAGACAGUGUUGAUUCACCUUCUGUAGUAAUCAAACAUGGUAAUGUAAUGAACCCAGCAGAAAGCUGUAAAUACAAACCAGUUUCGGACUCAACCUCAGAGACCAACCUUUCGUCCUUGCCUUCGGAGACUACUCAACCUGAAAAUGCCCAUGAUCAGUCAACUGUGAGCACGGACAUUGUCGGGGAUGAGAGCACCACUUCUGAAUCUGUUGCUUUAAAUGCUCAUGCACCGUUUCAGGUGCAACAAGCUCAAUUUCCGGAACUGAAACCACUGUUUCCAACCGUCAAAAGGUCAAUAAAUGAGGGAAAAGACAGUGUUGAUCCACCUGCUGUAAUGAACCCAGCAGAAAGCUGUAUAUACACACCAGCUUCGGACUCAACCUCAGAGAUCAACCUUUCAUCCUUGCCUCCGGAGACUACUCAACCUGAAAAUGUCCAUGGUCAGUCAACUGUGAGCACGGACAAUGUCAGGCAUGAGAGCACCACUUCUGAAUCUGUUGCUUUAAAUGUUCAUGCACUUCAAUCACCAUGUGCAUCCGGUUCCUCUGUGUUACAAUUUCCAUUCAAAUUCGACGAUAUCAGUCAUGAUGAAGCUUCAAAUUAUUUAUUGAACCAAUGUUUUGAUAUUCUGUAUGGUGAUUUUGAAAGCUAUUGGGUGAACCUUAAAUAUGGACAUCAUUGUGUGAAUGGACACUCAGAGGAGCCUGUGUAUUUUCCCCCCACUGUUGAACUGCCAAUGGAUUUUCAAGCACCAUAUUAUUGGAACACGAGACCUUCAAGUUCUGUCAACCGUGUGCCUGUCGUAGUUCCUGGCAUGCCACCAACAUUUGCUCCUGACUCGCAUAUUGAGGGCAUAAACCAAGGUGUUUCUUUUUGGCUUCCUGGAUCUAGUGGCACUGGAACUUUCAUGCCAAACCCACUUACUUACCAUCAGAGACAUUACGUCGAAGAAUUUGACAAUGAACAUCAAAAUGCAAAUAACAUAUCUGAGAGACAAGAGGAUUCGAAUUUCAAUUCGAGGAGAAGGUCUUCCAGGCGUGGCCAGAAUGAUUACAGGCGAAAUGAGAUAUCUGAAGGCAAGGACGAAGCGCCGCUACAAGGUGAAGACGAAGGGUCAAGUAGUGCUGUUAAGAAAGAAGCACCAGAUGAAGGUGAUAGCGAAGGGUCAAGUACUGCCGUUAAUGAACUUGAUAAUUUGGAUAAGGAUUCCAAAGAUGAUUCUCCACAUCGGCCCUGAUCGUAAUCCAAUUUUAUCCGGUGUUUGAUCCGUUUUUUGCAUCGCGUGAAGAGGGACUCGUGUUUUAUCUUCAAUUCACCUCCCCGAGGUUCUCUAGGUGGUUUUUGGGAACAAUUUGUAAUACCUUUGCAGACUCUUAUUUAUCAGUUUUAUUAUCAAAUACUCUAAUGUCAUGAAUGUUAUCAUCAUGUAAAACUUCUGCUUCCAUAGCCUUUAAACUUUGCUUCAUUGAUAUUAAAAUACUGCUUCAUAUGAGAAGUUAUUCUAUAUUAUAACCUUUUUUUACAA
Messenger RNA from Trifolium pratense (red clover), 3256 nucleotides. RefSeq lists its product as uncharacterized. Lineage: Eukaryota; Viridiplantae; Streptophyta; Magnoliopsida; Fabales; Fabaceae. The transcript has 9 exons. The record is from RefSeq and is a predicted model, not a curated record. Bases 629 to 2968 code for a protein of 779 amino acids.